GUGAGGUCCCACCAGGUCUUUGGGUAUCUUUUAUUUUAUUUUUAAGUUGUAAUAAUUUCCCAUUUUAAAGUGUAUCACUUAGGGGCAUUAAGGACAUUCACAGUGCUAUGUGACCAUCCCCACUAUCUAGGUCCAGAACUUUUCAUCACCCCAGAGGAGACCUGGACACAUUAGUCAGAGUCUCCCCGUUGCCCUUUCCUCAGUCUUGGGCUCUGGGCAGCUCUUCUACAACCUCUUACUGUGGCAGCAGCUGAAGAGAUGCAAAGCCCUGUAGCCCCGGCCUGAGGCCUGAGGCCUGAGAGAUUGUUCCCCCACGCUUUCCGCCAAAGAGAGGGAUGGAAGGGCUUGCAUGGUCUUUAGUUAGACUCUACUUUCUCCCUGAAAGCCUGAGAGGAAAGACGAUGAGGUGUGAACUGGAGGUGGAGGGUGGUCUCAAGAAAUGAGUGAGCCUGGGAGGUAAGGAAGGAAGACCUGUGGGGUUGAGGGAGGUCUGGGCCAGAGACCUUGUGGGCUUUCAAGCGAGGGACAGGUGAGGAGCCGCCUGUGAGCCCAGAGCCUACCUGGAAGUACCCCCACGGUCUGCCUGCCCAAAAAGCGCAGACCUGAGUGUGGAUCAUCAGCCCUAAAGGCUUCGAGCUUGGGGAUUACUGGAAGCAGCUAAUUUUUGGAGAAGACUUGCUCAUUCAGAGCAGUGCUGGAGUAAGGAGCCUGUAAGACUUUUGUCUGGCCUGAGCCUGUGACUGACAGCAGCAUUUCUUCUACCUAAGGUUAGCUGCCGAGCACAAGAAAAGUUUGAAGUGCAAAAUCUUCUGAUUCAGGGAUGUCACUGUAGGGAUAAAGCAGACAUCAUUAUUUUCUUUAAGUCUAUGCUUUUUGCAUCUAUAUUUUCGUACAUAUGUAUGCAUAUAUAAUUUUAUACACAGUUACAUGAAGAAUACACAGCAUGAUAUCAUAUACUAUUUCUUAGUGGUGCCUUUCCCUUUUAUUUGGCUCCCUCCUUGUUUUUUCUCUACUUAAGCACCCUUCUUUUUCAGGUAAUGUAUAUUAAUGAUUUUGCAUACACCUUUUCACAUUUUUCUCCAUGCAUCUAUAUUGCCAUAUGCACUUCAUUUAGCCACAAAUUACUAGCACUGAGUGGUAAAAACGGAGCACAGGGUGUGGGGAGGAAACCAGAAAGGUUUGUCAUCACCUUGCCAAGACACCCAACCUUCUUCUGUCUCCUGUUUGUGUGAUUUAUUGUUCCAUAAAGCUACUCUUAAGAGCCAGGCAUGUUAGUGUGUGCUUGUAGUCCCAGCACUGAGGAGGCUGAGGCUGGACUCUGUGAGUUUGAAGACAGCCUGGAUAGUUACAGAGGACAGGAAGCAAUAGGGGCCGCAGUAGCCCAUUAAAAUUCUGCCUCUGGUUGCGUUGUCUGCAGGACCUGCACUGCAGCAGAAGAUCUUACAUGUUUUAAGGAAGAUGAAGGUAAUGCUUCCCUUUGCACAUACACAGACCUCUUAGGCUGGCUUGACCCAUGGUCUGCAGCCUCAGACAACCCUGAUUUCAGGUUUGAAGAGGAUAAUGAAGGUCAAAGCCUGGCCAAACCCUCCAUUUUACAUUACAAAGGCAGACAAGCAGGUCUUUAAGCAUCCAAGGCAAUCUAGAGGAAGAAGAGGAUCCUAAUGAUGGAGAGGCCAGGUCAGGCUGUUCAAAAGUGUCCCUCCACUCUUCUUAUUCUAUCCCUUUAGGACACUGUUGGGUGCCAGCCUGGUGGGUCUUGUUUUGUCUGAAUGAAAGAUAAACUGUGCCAGUCUCAGAUUCUUCUUUGAUUGUACCUUGACCUCCGUCUGUCUUCUACCACUUCAGGACAGGAGACUGCUCAAGCAAGAGAAAGGCUCCUGUUUUUUCUCUUUUUCCUUUUAAAUAAAAAAAGAGAGAGAGAGAGAGAGAGAGAGAAAGGCUCCAAGGAAAGCCCCUGGCCUGCCCACUUCAGCAGCAGGUUUAUUCCCUGGUAUUGUGUGGCUCCCUUCGGCCCUGACGGAGGGGCUUUGUGGCUGUAGCUCUUGGAGCAGUAAAUUGCUGAACUUCCUGCUCACCCCCACCCCCCACAGUCUUUGGUCAGGAGACACCUCCCCUGGACAGGACAGCUCAGCAUGCAUUGGGGGCUGAUAAAGGGACUCAUGAAAUGGAGUGUGUAACUGCUCUGUGACUGUUUUGGUAGAGCCAGAUUUCUAGAACCAUAUUCAUAAAAGAGAAUGGAUCUUUCCCUUUCAGGAAAAGACCCUAAAGCCAUUGUAUUAAGGGGAGAAUGAUGGAAUAUGAUUGCACUGGAGAACGAGGAUCCCCAAAACUUGGUGCAAAGCACUACUCUGUGCAGUGCUCACUUAUGUCAGUCUAUUUGGAUGUAACUACGGAGACCGGUUGACUUCAGGCCCUCAUUUUAAUCUGUCCCAAAUGCAGACUUUCCCAGCAAUUAUUUCUGACAGCUCACAUGGUGCCCCUUCCUCACGGCAGAUGUUUGACUGCCUUGUUCUGUGCUCUCAACCGCUGCCACACAGCUGGAAGUCAGGCUGAGAGGUAAGCAGUUUGUCUAAAGCCACACAGAUAGCAAAUGGCAGCAUUUAUCUCAAGUUGGAGUCCCCUACGCCAGGCCCCUUGAUCGUCACUUUCAGGCUGUAUCUAUCAGUGGUUCCCAAAUUUCACUGCACUGUGUUGUUAGUGGAGAGCUUUAAAAACUGUAGAUGCCUUGACUGCAUUCUGGGUCAAUUUGGUUGCAGCUUAUGGGAAGUCAGCCAUGAGUACUUUUUAAAAGUUCCCCCAGUUGAUUCCAAUGUGCAGCCAGGUUCGAGAACCAUUGUGUAGAAUAAUAGUCUUUCUUUUUACCAACGAAUGGUUCUUUAGUCUUUCAGAUUGUGCCAGGCAAGGUGUGAAUCUGCCCAUCACUCAGUGGGUGAAGAUUUCACAGAUUGCUGGACAGUCAGGGUGUUUAUUCCAGUGUAGGAGCAAACAGUGACCUCAUCUAAAGAUUGCAGUUUCUUGUCGAGAGGGCCUGGUCUAUGACAUGGCCAUGCCUUCAGCUGGAAACAGAACAUUGAAUACCAAUGACUGCUUUGCUGUUCCGGAGAGGCAGGGUCCCUCCCAGAUCCAGAGAAUUUAAAUGGGCUUUAUCCCUCCCACCCUGCUCUACCCCCAGCAUGUUAAAUCCUUUCAGAGGUCCCUGAGCUCCUCUUCAAAUGCAGGACUCUUGGCCAUAAUAAAUAAUUACAUCCUUCUAUUUGGACUCCGAUUCCAGAUAGUAGUAAUCCAAGAAAAUCCAAUAAUGACAGUUGCAUUAAGAUCCUUCUUCCAGGCUAAGCAGAACAUCUGUUUAGACAUAUUUUUAAUCGGCAAAUGCUUCCUGUGUUGAGUCCUUAGCAAAUUAAAUUUCUCACUGGACCGAAGGGGAAGCUGUCAUUCAAUAAGCCAUCUCUGGAAAUUACACCCUAGUCUCUUUCCAGGUGCACUUAAGAUUUUCCCAAGCUGACUCGGGCGCAUAAAACCAGCCCUUAUAAUACUGGGUCACAUGUAUAUAUAGCACAGCUUGUCUAAGCAACAUGGGAUGUCUUAGUGUUAUGCCUGUGAAUAGAGAAGUAUUUUUGCCCAUUCUCCAAAGGAGAAUUGGCAGCAGAGGAAAAUUAAGAGACUUGUUGAAAACCAUAUGGGAAAUGAAUAACAAACUUCCACUUGCUACAUCGCUGCCUGUGAUUACUUAAGACAUGAUGAGUCUCAGAAUGUAAACAUUAAGGGCUUUAGUGUUGCCAAUAUUUUGGAGAGAUUUCCACCAAGGAAUUGUUUGGAUGGUUGGGCUGUUUAAUUUUAGAAUAGCUUGUCCAUUUUCUCAUUCAUUCAUUCAUUCAAAACACAAAAAUAUUGAAAGCUUAUGGCCAGCCAGGCGGUGUGAGGGAUGUGGAGGGUGGUGUGGUGUACAAAUAGCCACAGUUCCUGUUCCCAUGGAGCUUCUGGUCUGCUGCACAGUUCCUAUUGCAGUCUUGAUACAAUGGUUUCUAGGGCUGGGGUAGGAGAUUAGCAUGUUGGGGGGCCCUGGAGGUCAUGUGAUUGGGCGCAGUGGCUGGGUUGGAUGAUGUGAAGGAGAGAGGGAGGUGUCUGACAAAUGAGAGAGCACAUGGUGUGAUUGAGAACAGGUGCUCCUUCACUCCUGUGGGCUUUACCAAGAUGCAAGAUGGGCCCACUAUUGCCAGAUCUUCCCAUUUUUAAAAAGAAAAACUAGAAAAUCUGGAUUGUUAUGUGAAAUCCCCUGAUUUUUAAAAGUUGGCUUGCAAAGUGAGAUUUUUAAAAAAACAUAGUGUGGGCCAAAAGUGUCUGGGCCAAACAAAACACAUCUGUGAGUUGGGCUGAUCCCAAGACUGCAAGUGUAUGACUUCUGUUCUAGAAAUGCUAGCAGUAGAAUGAUUAAUUUCUGGUUAAAAAUGUAUUUCAUAUCAACUUUCUCUGUGGGCAGUAUGACCAACUGAAUCAGUAAAGGGCUCAUUAUCCCAGUACAGUGUAGAAAUGUUUGGGAAAAUACAAAAAAAUCUUUCUUGCAUCACAAAUUAAAAAUACAGAAUGAAGUUUAAAAGCAAGAAAGGUAAAGGACCAUAAAGCAAUGAGAACAGGGAUUUAAACUCAUAUAAUUAAGCUACAGAUGGAGGGAAGACCUUGCAGAAGGCAUUGAAACUGAAUUGGAACUUGAGGGGCCAAUACAUCAUUUUUUUUUUUGGUCUUUUUCUUUUUUAUCAAUACUGGGAAUCGAACUCACCACCACCUGCUUGCAAGGCAGGUGCUUAUGCUGCUGAGCUAAAUCCCCAGACCCUCAAUGCAUCAUUUUUAAAAUUCCUAGUAUAAUCUUUACAUAGGUGGAGGACAUGUGACCUUGAGCAUAGCUGAGGCCAGCAGUAGAAACUAGAGCCUGCAUAAAAUGAAUGUCCUCAAAGGACUCAGAGAAGUAGCAAGAAACUUUGCUGUCUUUCCCAGGCUGUAACUGGGGACAAAGAUACCUUCAGUCCCAAAGCCUAUUCCAUGUGCAGGCAACUUUGGAGUUCCAAAACUGAGACAGUAAUCGAAUCUCAAGAGCCCUUAAAAAGUACAAUAGGGUCACACCUAUGAUCCAAGGCACAUGAUAUUCCUAAAUGGAGAGAAUAAUUUUGCCUAAAUAUGAACUUUAAAACAUUAGAAACACACAGAUUUAAUCAACGAAGGUGAACCACCACGUACAGUACAAUAGGCAAUUGGUAUCUCAAUUCUUUCAGUUUAUUAAGGAUAGGACAAUCGGAUGAAAUUAUAAUACAUAUAACUAAAAUGAAUAAUAGGUCAAAAAAAGAAUUUGGAAGUAUUGGUAGAGGAGAUCAAGACACUGUGAAAAAAUAAGACAUUUUUAAAAGCACCAAAAAAGUACUUAAUAAUACAUUACAACCAUAUUCAUUAAAAGUAAAAUAAGAAUUGUUUUGUUUUGUUUUUGAGACAAGGUGUCCCUAUGUAGUUCAGGCUGGCCUGGACUCACUGUGUAGCUCAGGUUGGCCUCUAACUGGUGGUGAUUCUUCUGCCCCAGGCUCCCAAGUGCUGAGAUUACAGGCGUGUGCCACCAAUCUAUUUUAAAAUAAGAAAUUUUAUGUUGAACAUAACUGAAGAGUGACUAAGAGAAGUAGAAAAUAGACCAGAGGAAAUUGUACAAGCUUCUAUACUGAAAGAAAAAAGCAUAAAAUGUGAAAAAGGGUGAAGAGAUAUAGAGGUUAAAAUAAGUGUCCAAUGUGUAAUCAGUGUGAAUUCUAGGAGAUGAGAGAACUUCCAGAUAGAGUCUGAGAAAGAGGCCAAAUAAAACUCAUGUGCUAAUAAAAAAAUUUGAUAUUAAGCUUAAAAAAUCCAUGGUGGAUUAGAAUUUUCCAGAAUUGAAGAAAGAUGUGAAAUUUUAAGAAUAGCAUUGACUCCAAGACAAAGAAGUACAAUAAAUUCAUGUGUAGACAAUUAUAAGGUUGCUGAGGAAUGGCAAAGACAAGGAACAAAAGAAGCACAACGGAACAGAAGACGCGUAGAGUGAGUGCUGAAAGGACUCUGAUCUAGAAGGGUACCGCCCUCCUCCUUGCGAUAACGUCACACCUGAAGGAAAAAGUACUUCUCCAGUCGGAACUCUACAUAUUCUCUGCUAAAUUUUGUUUCAAAAAUGAGGAUAACAGAUAUUUACAGAUAAAGACACAGAGCAUUUAUUAACUUCAUGGAAGAAUAUUAAAAGAUGCAUUUCCAGGCCUGAGGGUGGGCUGCAGGAGUGGCAGUGAGCAAGGAAAUGGGUGAAUCUGAAGGCGGGUGCAGAUGUGCACCGUGAACAUAGGAACGAAUCACAGAUCGUGGAGACUCCUUGGGAGCUUAAAAGCAAGUAAACAAUAACAUGAGGAAUUAGAAUUUUAAGUGCUUAUUUUAGAGUAUCGUAUUUCUCAAAAUGAGAACUCUGAUUUCUCCAGAUCCAUCUUUUAAUUCACUAAUUCUUUUUUUUUUUUUUUUUUUGUCUUUUUCCUUUUUAUCGGUACCAGGGAUUGAACUCACGACUGCCUGCUUGCAAGGCAGGCGCUUAUGUCGCUGAGCUAAAUCCCCAGCCCCAAUUCACUAAUUCUUUAUACCUUGUCAAGUGUGACCAUGAAAAAAUAAAAGGUAAUUGUAAUGAAUAAAAAGAGGAUAAUGGAAAUAAAAGGUGCAGAAAAAUUUCUAAAUCCAGUAGAAAUCAGAAAAGGAGAAAAAAGGGGAAGAAAACACACACACACACACACACACACACACACACACACACACGCACAAGACAUGAAGGAGGUAAGUCCAGGCAAGUGAGCUAUAAAAUAAAUGCAGUUAAUUUAUUACAUGUUUAAGAGUCUCAGGUUGGGUAGCUAAAAAAAAAAAAAAAAAAUCCAGAUAUUUGCUGCUUGUAAGAAGUCCAUCUACAACCUAACUAAACUUUUUUUUUUAGUACCAGGGAUCGAUUUCAUGACCUUGGGCUUGCCAGGCAAGUGUUUGUGUAGAUGAGCUAAAUCUCUUGUGUAGAUGAGCUAACUAAACUUAAAUGUAAGAAUCCUCAGUAAAAUAUUAGCAAAUCAAUCCUAGCACUCAGGAGGCUGAGGCAGGAGGAUUGAUGCAAAUUUGAGACCAGUGUGGGCUACAAAGUGAGCUCAAGGUCAGCCUGAACUGCAUAGCAAGACCUUGUCUCAAAGAGGAAAAAAAAAUAGCACAUCAAGUCCAAUAAUGCAUGAAAAAAUUUAUGCACCAUUAUCAAGAGUGAAUUAUCACAGUUGUGCAAGGUUAACAUUUGACGAAAAGAAGUGUGUGUGUAUAAAGAAAAAUCUUGUGAUCAUGUCAGUUGAUGCAGAAAAAGCAUUUAACAAAAUAUAACACUUAUUCAGAAAAAAACUAUCACAUCAGGAAUAAAGAGGAAUUAACUUAUACAGCAAAUGCACAGAAGGACCUGCAGUUUACAUCACACUUAGUGCUUCCCCCUUAAAAUCAAGAACAAAGCAAGGGUGUCUGCUCUCAUCACUUUAUUCAACAUAAUUCUGGAAGUUCUAGACACUACAAAAAAUAAGAAAAAUAAAGACAUGAAAACUGAAAAAAAAGAAGUAAAAUUUUGUCCCUAUUUGCAAAUGAUGUAUUAUCUUUGUAGAAAAUCCCAAGGAAUCUGCAAGAAAACAAAACAAAUCAAAAAACUUUUAAAGCCAAUAAAUGAGUUUUAUCUGUAUGAUAGACUACCAAGCCAACGUGUAAGGAUUGCUUGCAUUUUUAUAUAACAAUGAACAUGCAGAAAAAAAAAUUUUUUUUAAAAUGAUACACUUUAUAAUAAUCACUCCAAAGAAAAUGCAACACUUAGAUAUAUACUUAAAUAAAAUGUAUUCGAAUGUCAAAAAUUAAUGCUUAUUUACAAAGCCAAAGAAGACAAAAUAAAUGGAGAGACACACUGUACCAUGAAUGAUAAGACUCAGUAUAGCAAAGGUACCACUUCUCUUCAAACUGAUCUAUAGGUUUAAUGAAAUUCCUAUAACAAUUCAGUAUUUGUUUUGUAGGCGUAGACAAGCUGUUACAAAAUUUACAUGGAAAACACAUAAUAGUAUGGACAGAGCAGAUUUUUAAGUAUCCUCCCCACUCCUGACAUAUAUAUCUGAAAUGGUAAUGUUGUGAUACCUGAGAGGGACGCGUUAAUCAACGUGACUGUAGUGAUCAUUGCAUACUAUAUACCAAAUCCACCACAUACACUUUGGGUAUAUAAAAUCUUGUCAGUUAAACAUUUCUUAAACAAUUUUAAAAGAAGAGAAAUACACUGGGAAUAUGUAUUUCCCUUGCUAAAAAAUGAAACAUCCCUUUCCCAAGCAGCCAAAACCUAAAGGGUAAGAGUUUAUGAAUUGGAAGGAAGAGUGAAAAUAGACAUUCAAAGUAUCCUGGCUUCUCAACUUUUCCUUCGUAUUGAAAGCAUUUUUCUAAAUGUUUGUGAACCUGUAUCCAGGUUGUUCAGUUUGGGAAAUGUGGGCAUCUGAAGUGGAGAGAGUCAUUUUCUGCAGUACCAGCAGGAAGGUGCUUCCCAGUCCUUGGCAAUCAGUAACCUGCCUCGUUUGUUUGAUGUGAAUAUUCUGGACUUUGCAUAUAGAUAAAAUUAUGCCACACGAGAUCUUUUGUGUCUGGUUACUUUCAGUUGGCAUGUGCUUCAGGUCCAUCCAUGUUAUACCAUGAUUCUCUUUUGUAGCUGAAUAUUCCACUGUAUGGAUAUACCACAUUUUAUUUAUGUAUUCUUUAGUUGAUGAUCAUUUGUGACUUACCAUUUUUUGCCUAUUAUGAAUAAUAUAUAUGCAUCAUUUUUGUGGAUAUAUGUUUUAAAUUUGGGAGAGAAAUGGAGAGUAACUCUUAAUGGGUAAAGGAUUUCUUUUUGGAGGGAUGAAAGCAUUGUACCAUAGAAGUGAUGGUUGUACAGUCUUGUGAAUAUGCUAAAAAGCCCCGAAUUAUAUACUAUAAAAAGGUGAAUAUUAUGGUUGUGGAUUAUAUCUUAAUUUUCUAAAGACAAAAAUUCUAGAAAGGAAGUGUCACAGAAUGAAGUAAGUGAAAAGGUAUUAUGUAAAUUAAUGAAGUAAAGAAAAAUGAAAAUAAUUUGAAAGCAAAACAAAGUGAAACAAAGCCAAAAGCUGCUAUUUAGGGGAGAAAUGUGAGACUAAAGAGAAAAUAUGCCAGGGGAAAACUGAGAAAUUUUAAACAAGUACGCUGAAAUGAAUGUGUAGCUUCUUCGAGUGAACAGUGUGCGUGUGGGUUCAGCUGCUCAGUGGACUGCGCCUCUCAGCUCUCUAUCUGCCAUUUCCAGAGCCCUUCUGUUUUCUAUAGCCUUCUCUUAAGGGCUCAUCUGUAGCAAGAGACUAGGAAGAGCUGGUGGAUUUUAUGAGGCUCUGCUUUUUACCUGGAUUUUAAUGAAGAAUUAGUUUUUUCUCAGUGUCACUGAGACAUUGGCCCACUUGGUUGCUCUCCUAGCUAAAGUAUUUCAGCUUGAAACAUGGACACUGUUAGGCCAAGGCAAGGGACCAGUUCAGCUCGAUCCCCCACAAGCUCAUGAAUCUGAGAAGAGCACCCAUCCCAACUUUGGUCCCACCGAGAAUCCUGAAAAUUGCCGGGACCACUUGAUUCCUAUCUUCAUGGGGUCUCCUUAUUAUACUUACCUUUCCUCCUUUGGAAUACUACCAGCCAGGAAUUCAAAGACCUGCACAGGUGAAAUGCCCCCUUCAGAUUGCAUGUUUUAAUGCUCCCUUUUUGGAUUUGUACUUUAUGCAAUCAUAAAUGUAAUUUACAGGAGGAAUCAGAGAGCAAAGUACAUGGUGCCCUGACUGUCUUCCAGAUGGCAAGGAGGAUGCCAACCCUGAGGCCUUGAAUACCACAGCCAAGACCUCUGCCCGGGUCCGAAGAGCCACAACUUCAAGGACAGAGAGGAUAUGGCCUGGAGGGGUCAUCCCCUACGUCAUUGGAGGGAAUUUUACUGGCAGCCAGAGAGCCAUUUUUAAGCAGGCCAUGAGACACUGGGAGAAGCAUACCUGUGUGACCUUUGUAGAGAGGACUGAUGAGGAAAGCUUCAUUGUAUUCAGUUACAGGACCUGUGGCUGUUGCUCUUACGUUGGACGCCGAGGAGGGGGCCCACAGGCCAUAUCCAUUGGGAAAAACUGCGACAAGUUUGGCAUUGUGGCUCAUGAACUGGGCCACGUGGUUGGGUUCUGGCACGAACACACACGGCCAGAUAGAGACCAACAUGUCACCAUCAUCAGAGAAAACAUCCAGCCAGGUGCUGCUUUGGUUUUCAAAAGCCUUACCACAGUGUUGUGUCACAGGUCAGGAGUAUAAUUUCUUAAAAAUGGAAGCUGGGGAAGUGAGCUCUCUGGGAGAGACAUACGACUUCGACAGCAUCAUGCACUAUGCCCGGAACACCUUCUCCAGAGGAGUUUUCUUAGACACCAUCCUCCCUCGUCGAGACGACAAUGGCAUCCGGCCAACCAUUGGCCAGCGUGUGCGGCUCAGCCAGGGAGACAUAGCUCAAGCUAGGAAGCUGUACAAAUGCCCAGCAUGUGGGGAGACCCUGCAGGACACAACAGGAAACUUUUCUGCACCUGGUUUCCCAAAUGGCUACCCUUCUUACUCCCACUGCGUCUGGAGGAUCUCUGUCACUCCAGGGGAGAAGAUCGUCCUAAACUUCACAUCCAUGGAUUUGUUUAAGAGCCGUCUGUGCUGGUAUGAUUAUGUGGAAGUCCGAGACGGAUACUGGAGGAAAGCCCCUCUGUUGGGCAGGUUUUGUGGCAGUAAAGUCCCCGAGCCCCUCACCUCCUCGGACAGCCGGCUCUGGGUGGAAUUCCGUAGCAGCAGCAACGUCCUGGGCAAAGGGUUCUUCGCGGUGUAUGAAGCUACAUGUGGGGGAGACAUUAACAAAGAUGCUGGCCAAAUCCAAUCUCCCAACUACCCCGAUGACUACAGGCCUUCCAAGGAAUGUGUGUGGAGGAUCACGGUGUCCGAUGGGUUUCAUGUGGGACUCAUCUUCCAAGCAUUUGAGAUUGAAAGGCACGACAGCUGCUCAUAUGACUACCUGGAAAUUCGUGAUGGCCCUACGGAGGAGAGUGCCCUGAUUGGCCACUUCUGUGGCUAUGAGAAGCCGGAGGAUGUGAAGUCCAGCUCAAACAGACUGUGGAUGAAGUUUGUGUCUGAUGGCUCCAUCAACAAAGCAGGCUUUGCAGCCAAUUUUUUCAAAGAGGUGGAUGAGUGCUCCUGGCCAGACCAUGGCGGAUGUGAGCAGCGCUGUGUGAAUACUCUUGGCAGCUACAAGUGCGCUUGUGACCCUGGCUAUGAGCUGGCCGCUGAUAAGAAGACAUGUGAAGUGGCCUGUGGCGGUUUCAUUACCAAGCUGAACGGAACCAUCACCAGCCCUGGGUGGCCGAAGGAGUAUCCAACAAACAAGAACUGCGUCUGGCAGGUGGUGGCCCCCAUCCAGUACCGCAUCUCCCUGCAAUUUGAAGCCUUUGAGCUGGAAGGCAAUGACGUCUGUAAGUAUGACUUCGUAGAGGUGCGCAGUGGCCUGUCACCUGAUGCCAAACUGCAUGGCAAAUUCUGUGGUUCUGAGAUGCCUGAGGUCAUAACCUCGCAGAACAACAAUAUGCGUGUGGAGUUCAAAUCUGACAACACGGUCUCCAAACGUGGCUUUCGGGCCCACUUCUUCUCAGACAAGGAUGAAUGCGCCAAGGACAAUGGUGGCUGUCAGCACGAGUGUGUCAACACAUUUGGGAGCUACCUGUGCCAGUGUCUGAAUGGCUACCGACUCCAUGACAACGCGCAUGACUGCAAGGAGGCUGGCUGUGUGCACAAGAUCAGCAGUGCAGAGGGCACCCUGGCGAGCCCCAACUGGCCUGACAAAUACCCGAGCCGGAAGGAGUGUACCUGGAGCAUCUCUUCCACAGCAGGCCACAGGGUGAAACUUGUGUUCAAUGAGUUUGAAAUUGAGCAGCACCAGGAAUGUGCGUACGACCACCUGGAAUUGUACGAUGGAUCUGACAGCCUGGCACCCAUCCUCGGCCGGUUCUGUGGCAGCAAGAAGCCAGACCCAGUGGUGGCAUCAGGCAGCAGCCUGUUCCUGAGGUUCUAUUCGGAUGCCUCGGUGCAGAGGAAGGGCUUCCAGGCAACGCAUAGCACAGAAUGCGGGGGCAGGCUGAAGGCUGACACACAGACGAAGGAGCUCUAUUCCCAUGCCCAGUUUGGGGACAACAACUACCCAACCCAGGCCCACUGUGAAUGGGUGAUAGUGGCAGAGGAUGGCUAUGGAGUGGAGUUGGUAUUUCAGAGCUUUGAAGUUGAGGAGGAAGCCGACUGUGGCUACGACUACAUGGAGGCGUACGACGGCUAUGACAGUUCAGCACCCAGGCUUGGCCGCUUCUGUGGCUCUGGGCCAUUAGAAGAAAUCUACUCUGCUGGGGAUUCCCUGAUGAUACGGUUCCACACAGAUGACACUAUCAGCAAGAAAGGCUUUCAUGCUCGGUACACAAGCACCAAGUUCCAGGAUGCUCUGCACAUGAAGAAAUAAUGCCAAAGGCCUUGACAGACAGGAACUGAGAAUGUUUUUACAACAGCACCUUGUGAAUCAGCCCUAAAUUAAGUGUACUUUAUUUUUCUCAAGAAGAAACUCAAAAUCCAGUCUUGAAGGUACAUAUUUGGAUGAUAGUCCAUAUUUGGCCACCAAGAAUAGAGAAAUGUUUUCUUGGUUCCAGCUGCAAUGUUACUGGUAUGGACUUCUAAAGAAAAUUAAGGUUUAAAGUCACUGAGUAUUCAAGCUAUGCUUGUUUCUACCCAUUUUCUGUCCCUUGCUCUUGUGGGACACAAGGCCAGCCCUGGGCUUGGUCAUUUCUUUAUUGUGAACGAGCUUCCAUUGGUGCCAGGCAACAUGACCGAAUCCUGGAGCCUUAGACCAUCUACUGCUGCACCCGGCAGUGAGGAUGAAAGCCUGGGGUGGCUGAUUUGUUACAGCUUUGUUUGGAAACUUAGUUUCUCUCUGCCAGGCCAUAUUAACCAAGAAACCUGGGAAUGUGGAUAUCGGGGCUGAAAGGUACACAGUAAGCACCGCGCAGAGACACCUCUGAGCUCAGGAAACACUGCCGUGAAGCUGGAAGGUCCUAACCCUAACCCUCUGCACCACUUGCUCCCCGUCCCCUUCUGUGGUUCCCAUCUCUUCACUGCAUUAAGGAGCGAAGGUGUCCAUGUGAAUUCCAGCGGGUGUUUGCUGGUGAGAAACCUCAGUUUCCUGAGAAGAAAACACCCUGGUCCAUCCUGAUGUUCUUUUGCUUGCUGACUCUGAGAAGAUCCCACUGCACUUGGGGUCCCACGACUCCGAGAAACCUGCGCCCGUGGAGGGGCCUGUGUGGUGGCCCACUUCCCGGACGGCCCCUUUUAAAUGUGUCUGCAAGACGUGCAAAGAAGUCCCUUGUGGGGAGAACACUGUUGAAAGCUUAUGUAAGGUUCAUCACCUUGUGGAACAAGUCCGUCCAUGACUAACUUCCUGUAAUCGAACAGGUUAAAGAGUACCUUUGUAACUGUGCUCAGAUGAAGUAAUACUUAGUCUCCAACCGGGAAUCAGAAUUCACAACACUUAGCACUUGUUCUUGAGAAGUGUAGAGGAUGAUGUUUACAUAAUUUUAGUACCUCAAGGUAUGAUAUAAACAGUGAGGUAGAUUUGAAUGGCAUUUCAUUAAGGCAUCUGUGGGCAUUAUGAGCUAAAAGCUGUGGUAUGUUAGCUUUAAAGAAUAUUUAUGUUGGAAUAAUUUUAAAAUAGUGUUUACAUAACUGUUAAGUCCUGUUUUGUUGGUAUUGAACACAGGACAGCACAUGGGAGUACUUCCAAUUAAAAGUAAGAUAGAUCCCAAUUACCAAAUUUUCUUUGGGAUUGGUCAUCAUUUUAAAAAAAUAUUUGUAAAUGGUGAAAGGUUAUAUUUUUUAAAGAUCAGAAUAUACCAUUGGAAGGCAAUGUCCAAUUAAAAUGAUUGCUGGCACUAACUAGAACAAUACAAAGAAGAGUGAAAGGAAUACAUAGGGAUAUUUUUCCUUAAAACAAAAAAUCAAAGUAUUAUUAAUAAUAUAUGUCUGUAUAUAUGUAUGUAUGUAUGUAUGUAUGUAUGUAAAGGAUCAGCUAUCAAAGCCUUAAUCAAUGCCGUGUGAAAAAUUGCUAACCCUUGGCUGUAGCUUUAUUGUGUUGGCCCUCUGGUCCUGACCCUACGUUUUUUUCUUUUCUCACCAAGUUUCCUUUUGGUCUUUCUUAGCCCUGGAGUGAGGUUCAGGUUUCAUUUGCAUAUCUUAAUAGACGGCAGACCCUACCCAGGAUAAACUUUGUCAUGAUGAACGGAACAGAUUACAUUAUGGCUCAGAUCUCACUUGCCUAUAAUGGUGGAUUCCAUUUCUGUAAACUUUGUAUUUUUGGAGGUUUUAUUUUGUCAAAACUGAAACAGAAAUCAGGAUACAUAAGGUAGCUGUUAAAGUUGCUCUCCAAGGGGAUGAAGGUGCUAUAUAUUUAACCUUUAGAAAUCUAAGUGAGAUUAGUAAAUUCCAUAGAGAAAUGGGAGGGAAGGAGAAACAUAGUUGGUUUCAACACUGGUCAUCCUUUGUCUUUUUCCCCUUUAGUGUGAUCAUUUUCAAAAGCAUACAGCUUCAACAGUUGUCUCCACAUGCUGCUUGCAACAGUGGGACCCUUAUGAAAACACUCAUUUAGUCCUGUGAAUGACGUAUUCCUAGAAGAAAAACUCUGAUUCAUCUAGAGCUGGCCGGACCUCUUCUCUAGAAGCCAGAAUAUAUAGGGUCCUGUGCAUGCCACAGGUCCUGCAAUGAGCCACAAGCUGGCUUCAUAAGAGAAAUUCCACUGAACAAAAAGACCAAGCCCCUGCCUUGGCUCUUCCAGUGGCUCAGUGACCUAUCUGCAGACAUUUCUGGAGGUGGAUGUAGGAGCUUGCUUUGUCCCUUAACUUGAGUGUCAGGCCUUGGGGAUGUCACAGAUCUUCCGGAUUAGAAAAUUGGAAUAUAUAACUUGAUGAAGUACUUGGGGUCUGGGUGUCCAGCCUGGUGUCAUUCUGAUGUAUUCUGAGCUAGAAAAAGCUGGAAUCUACAUUCCAGGACAAGGCUAAGGUCUGGAGUUAACAUUAGUCAGUAGAAUUUCUCCAAACAGGAUGUGAGGUUAUACAUUAAUUCACACUUUCCUCUAAAGAUUCCCUCUAUUUCUCUUUCAUUUUUCCUUCUAAAGUGCCAGAUAUUCAGAAAUUGCUAAGCCUGUUUAAAUAAUUUGUUAAAGAUAGUUAGCUAGCAAAUUUACAUGAUAAUUUAUCAUCUAUCUGGUGCAUUUGAUAACUCUCAGAUAAUCCUUGGUACUGUUAACAGUAUUCAGUUUGGGAACAAAUAUUUCUCUGGCUCCUUCCGGUGUUUUUAAGGUUUCUUUUGUAGAAUGAACUUCAGCAGUGAUCCUAAAUUCCUAAAUGUUUUCUUUAAAAAAUUUUAAAGUAUUAUCUAUAAAUAUAUGAGUAUUUUUUAUUUUGUAUAGUUUUGCAUUGCAUGGAAUGCCAGUUUCAAAGAGAAUGUGGAGAGGAGCUAACACCUGUCUAUGUAGAAAAGAUGGUUUCAUUAAAGAAUGUGGAUUUGC
This is a messenger RNA of Cavia porcellus (domestic guinea pig), 15658 nucleotides long. RefSeq names its product tolloid like 2 (gene Tll2). The transcript is spliced from 18 exons. The coding region runs from base 10073 to 12568 and encodes 831 amino acids. Gene Ontology annotation, molecular function: serine-type endopeptidase activity; calcium ion binding; zinc ion binding. The record is from RefSeq and is a predicted model, not a curated record. Gene Ontology annotation, biological process: proteolysis. NCBI's taxonomy places the organism in Eukaryota, Metazoa, Chordata, Mammalia, Rodentia, Caviidae.